This is a messenger RNA of Penicillium cataractarum, 1101 nucleotides long. RefSeq names its product Zn(II)2Cys6 transcription factor domain-containing protein. The record is from RefSeq and is a predicted model, not a curated record. Gene Ontology annotation, biological process: regulation of DNA-templated transcription. Gene Ontology annotation, molecular function: DNA-binding transcription factor activity, RNA polymerase II-specific; zinc ion binding. Bases 1 to 1101 code for a protein of 366 amino acids. The transcript has 3 exons. NCBI's taxonomy places the organism in Eukaryota, Fungi, Ascomycota, Eurotiomycetes, Eurotiales, Aspergillaceae.
AUGGUCUAUGGGGGUAAGCCGAGCACCGGAUGUUACCUGUGUCGAAAGCGGAAGAUCAAGUGCGAUGAAGCCCGCCCCAGUUGUCGAAACUGUGCUGUCUACGGGCGCCCAUGUCCUGGCUACAGGCCCGAUGCAGUCUUCCGCAACGAGACCCGGAAGGUUGAGCGGCUAGCCAAGAAAGAUGCAAGCUCGAGCUCCAGCUCCAGUUCAAGCUCUAGUUCUUCUGCACCCACGAGUCAAGUACACACGCCAAAAUCUCAGACCUCGACUGUCUCGGAGAAGCAAGCACGCCCAUCUCAAGAGUCGGCAUUGACGCUGCACCGCGUCCAAGAUGCAACUUGGGAACAGCGCGCUCUGUGUUAUUUUUUUGAUCAAUACACCAUCCACGCUGAUAAUGAGGAUGGCAUGGGCCAUCUCGAGUAUUUACCCCCAUUGUAUGCGCACUGCGGCGAGGUCAGCCUGGGAGGCGAGAGCGCACCGUCUACCUGUCUGAGAUGGGCGGUAGAUGCAACGGCUCUGAUGACUCUGGCUAAUGCAACGAAUGCGCCGCCGCUGAUGAUCAAGGCGCGGCAGGGCUAUGGGAAGGCGAUUCGCAGUCUGCGGACGGCGCUGGCUUCGCCGGAUCAGGCGGUUAAGGAUGAGACUUUUGCGUCUGUGGUGCUUCUCUCCUUGUUUGAAGAUAUCACCGGCGAACGGAAUGGCUUGUUCAGUUCCCAUACGGCUGGAUUUGAGUUUCUCAUGAAGUUGCGAGGCGAGGAUCAGUUAGGUCAUCAGCGAGGGCGCGAUAUGUUCAGUUUUGCCUAUACGCAUACGUAUGUUGAGAUCCUCGCAUUAGGAGACAAACCUCGAUGCGAUUUUGCCUGGGUCAUGGGUAUGCUCAAUGAAAACGACCCCAUCGAGAGCCUCAUGCUCUCAGCAACCAAACUCAGCCAACUUUUUCUAUCCAUGCAAGCCGGCCCAAGCUCGCCAGACCAGGCCACCGUCGAAUCCUGGAUAACUACCGGUCAAGAAUGUGACUUUGCACUCUCCCAAUGGACCCUCCACCUCCCAGAUCGCUGGCUCCCAUUAGUCGUCUACUCCGCCGAAGGCGAACCCUCCUAA